GUUCGACCCACUUUUCUUCUAAUGCCAAUUGGUUAAGAAGCUUUUCCCCUGGGGUUGUGAUAGGAUUUGCUUUUGGGGCAAGGAGAAAAAUAAGCCUCUCUCUUUUAGUAUUCAAACUUCAUUUUAUGCAGCAGUAUAUUUGCCCAGUAAAAUGUUGCAUCAGUAUAAACCAGGGCAACACCGGGAACAGGAGAAAUCAGGCCACAGCAUGCAGUAGAAAAGCUGAUUUGCAUACUGCAGCUUUGUGCAAGAUCUAGCUUUGUAUUGCAAAAAUGAUUUGAAAUAAACAAUACACCAUGCAGGCUUAAUCUAUACGGGCCACCACUGAUACCAUGGCUCAGACUACAAGCGGAUGUGUGUCAUUGACAAGUCCUUCUGCACACUUAAGAAGGCAGCCAGUGGGACGUCACUUCAGCUCUGUGACGAGAAUGCUGAUGAUGUGCAAAAGCAAAGCUGCUGCACACACUGAUGUCUGGAAGGGGGUUCAUUUGAAAGAGAAUUUGCAUGCAAUAAUAGGCAGUCCUGGUUUUUUUUUUUUUUUUUUUGUCUGCAUGCCAUUUAAAAAUGUGACAAGCAUAAUUGCAUUAUUCUGGACAAAGACAAUUAGGCACUUUGUUAAUGCCCUGUAUUCAUCUAUACAUGCUGUCAGUGAGCUGAAUUGAUGAGCUGACUUGAUGACUGAGAAGCCUAGAGAGAUGGAUUGCUUGUGACCCAGCAUCACUCCACAUGCAAGCUAAUGACAUCAUUGUGUUUUUGUGCUCAUAGGCUGCUCCUGCACAUGCUGUCCUCCUCUACAAGCUCCCCUACUGCUUCAGCUGUGUGGCUCGUUCUCAGUGUGUUUUUCUGACCUUCUUCGGCCAUGCCUUUUCUCCUUUGUGUUUAAAUCCUCCAUUUGAUGGCGUGCAGCUUGGAUACAUGUUGCAGCGCCGCACCUCCCUCCCUGUCUCUGACUCAGUCAGGAUAUUUAUAGCCAGACUCCUGCACCCUGGAGAGUUAAGACAGACCAAGUCCUCAUGUGUAAUGCACAAAUAGAAGCAGUGGCUAAUCAAUAACUAGGCUUGCUAUGUGGGUAAUUAUUCUAAGCAUAUUCUAGGAACAGCAAAAGCACAAUAACAUGCUAUUUAUUUGUCAUUAUAUUGGAAAAUGUAAGGAAUAAAACAGUUCAGGAUGUGCUGUUAUAAUGACGGGGUGGUGCGAAGCUGAGUUACCACCCUAAAGUUGAUUAUGUUCCAAUAGCAGCACAUAAUGAAGUCUUUUAUUCUUAUUAUACCACAGCAAUUUGCAAAUGAUUGCAAUUUUCAGUUUAUUAAUGAACAUGUCAUAUUGUUUAUUCUAGAUUUAUUUAAUCUGGGCGCUAAUUGAGUGUUUAUUUCUCUAUUUGGAAAUUUCUCCUUUUUCCACAAUGAUGAGCGAGCACUCUCUUCCUUCACCUUGGCAAGGGUCAAGACUUGAUCGAUAAACCUGCAAAAUGCAAAUGUAAACUCGUUUAAUGAACUUUUAUAAGAAAUGAAUUGUAUUCUCUGCAUGAUAAGGUUCAUGAUAAAUUUCCUGUCUCUGUUUUGAUUGUUUGAAAAUUCUCUCUCUCUCUCUCUCUCUCUCUCUCUCUCUCUCUCAUGAUCACUCCUAUAAGCACAUACACAGUCCUAUAAUACCAGAAUUAAUUUGUUCACUGUAAUGUUUAUUAAGCUACCCAGACACAUCUUACUACUUUCUUUUAUAUUAGAAAUAGCCACAGAUGAAUUCUGUGAAUGAUUACAUCUAGAUUCUUGGCAGGAUAAUAAUAUGUAUACCCUCAAAUUAACUUUAAUACACAUUGCUAAUAACAGGACACAGUACGAGUGGAAAUACCAGUGUAGCCUAUUCCAUGUAAACAGGUUUACAAUCAUUUGUAAUUAAGAUGAGUAAUCAGACUUGUUUAAAGUUCGUAAACACACCCAUUUAAAAAGUCAGUAGCAAUUGACUGCAGUCCUAAAUACGGAAAGAUAAUAAAAACAUUUUAACAAAACAAACGCCCUCCAAAGAACCCCCUCCCGGAACCACCUAUUGUGUCCGGUAUUUCUAUACGGAACAUUUCUCAGGUGACACAGGAAGUGACCGUAACUAAUACAUUAAUGUUGGUUACUAUGGAGGCGAAAUGUAAAUAAACAGAAGCGCUGCUUUGCUGAUAACGAUAACAUUGACAGCUUUUGUGUGAUUUUUUUUAAAAAUAAUAAUUAUACGUAAAUAAGAUUUAUCGUUAUAGUUUUAGCAACGCGAUGAAUUAUAAUGAACACGCAUUCAAAGCGAAUAAAUACUUAAAUAAACACGAAAACUCCACUGGCUUGAGUUCAGACCGGAAGCUAGCAAGCUAAGUGUAAUUUUUUUUUUUUUUUUUAAUUUUUAGUUCUUUUAAUUUUCAGUGGACAUGAGGGCUCAGAAACAGCAGGGACACGACGACACCCAAGGACAAUUUCUUACACCCACGAUAAACAGCUACAAGAUGCAUUUAGCAGCGGUGAAAUCUUUACUGCCAGAGAAAGCCAUACCCAGGCCUCUUGACAUACGGUUGCCGAAAGACCUCACAAAAUCCAACGUGGACGUUUCGAGAGCUAAUCCAUCGAGGCAAGAUUGCAGGUUGGCCAUGUAUGGUAGAACCCUCCAUACCCCAGUACUGGCUUUUGUGAAAGAGUUCACGGGGGCGGAGCGCGCUCUAAUGCCCCCUCCAGUGACUGUCAAGAGGGCGAAAGCAAAGCGGGUCAACCACAGCGCAGAGCUCACCUACGCACACAUCAAGGCCCCUGUCGUUUUAAACACAGUCGGUGAUUCAGUGGCACUGAAGGACAGAUCUGCUCCGGGUUUUCCAGCAGCCUUCUACUGUAGGAAUGAUUAUCCUGUCAUCCUGGACAGACUGGAUCUCGACCGUCGUGGCCUGAUGGAAUGCCCGAACCUGGAAGGGGUGAAUAAGCUCCGCUUCCUCAACCUGCAGCACAACCUGAUUUCUCACCUCCCACACCUGGCUCACCUGCGACACCUCGUCUUCCUUGAUCUCUACGACAACCGCUUGAUUGACAUGUCGGCCGUAUCACCUCUCUGCUUCCUUCGUGUGCUCAUGCUCGGCAAGAACAGAAUUCAGAGGAUAUGUGGUCUGGACAGCCUGACAAAUCUUGAUGUGCUGGACUUGCAUGAAAACCAGAUCAGUAGGAUCGAGAAUGUGUCUCACCUAGCAGAGCUCAGAGUGCUGAACUUGGCAGGAAACUGCAUCUCCAGGGUGGAGAACGUGCAGGGCCUGGAAUCUCUGAUCGAACUUGACCUGAGACACAACCACAUCUCCUCUGUAACGGAGGUGGACCGGCUGCCCUGUCUCCAGCGUCUCUUCCUCAGCGCUAACAGCAUCAGCAGUUUUGAUGAGCUGGCCUGUCUGGGAGACUCGUGCUCUCUGAGUGAGCUCACCCUGGAUGGGAACCCUGUAGCUCAGGAGUCAUGCUACAAACAGACUGCACUGCGCUGCAUGCUUCCACUCCGGCUGCUGGACAUGAAGCGCAUCACAGAGGAGGACAGACGCACGGCAAAUCUUUUAGCGCGAAAGGAGGAUGAGAAGAAACGCGAGAGCCACAAACAAGCUGCUCACAAGGAGAAGCGACGGCUGGCCAUCCGUAAUGCAGCGCAGCAGUGGGAGGAGUCCAGGAGCUUUCUUGAGCUUCCAGCACAGAACGGCGCCAAGGAAGAGCUGAGCCCAGAGAACAGCCCCGCCCACAGCCCAGGACAGACCAAUGGGAUCACUCAGGAGCCCUCACCCGAUGACCUCAGACGAGAUAGAGGGAGUCCCCUCACUGUUCCUGAGCGUCCAACAGGGGGCAGUGACAGUAAACUGCGCUCAAGCAGCCGCCCCAACAGCCCCAGAGACCCCAGACUCCAGGAGGCAGGGGGCGCCAGCGUGCAGAGUCUGUCUCUGUCGGAGAGCCACGUGGCCGAGCUGGACGGCGAGACGGUGCGUCUGUUCGGUCCGGGCGCUCUGGAGACUCUAGAGAGAGGCUGGGGUGUGCAGACAGCCAGCACCGUCACUACCAUCACCUUCCGCUAUAUCCAGUUCGACACCAUCGUGCCCCAUCUGCCGCGCAUUCGCCUCAAAUUCCCCAACCUCACGCACCUGAUCUUUAUGGAGACUAAUAUAACCCGGCUGCUGCAGUUAGCAGCUCUAGCGCAGGUAAAGAGGCUGGAGCAGGUGACCAUUGAUCCGGAGGGAAACCCCGUGGUGAGCCUGACGCUGUGGCGAUCCUUCCUCAUCUACAGACUCAACCACCUGAACCUGCAGAGAAUCAAUGGCACGGAGGUGACGAUGAACGAUGUCAUGGCGGCCGAGCGCCUUUUUGGGACUCUGGGUCACGUGGCUUCGACGGAAACACCGCACUCUCGACUGCUUCUACUGCUGGAGGAGUCUAGGAAGAGGCAGCUGCAGUUCUUGCUGGAGGGCAGAGUUCGCAGGUUCGGUUUGAGCCCUGAAGAGCUGAGGGAAAACGGGAAGCUGUUGGGGGAGAGCAUGAGCCGAGCGCUCUUUAACUACCCCAGCAAGGACUCCAGCUCUGACAGUCCAGAGGAGAGCGGCAGUGAGGUGUUGGAGCGCAGCUCCGUGGUGGAUCAGUACCUGCGAGGACUCGUGCACACGGCCUCCAGCACCAGCGUGAAGGGAGAUGCGCUGCACAAGCUCUGGCCCACCAUGUUUGUAGAGAUGGUGAGGGACUGCGUGCUCGAGACAAGGGGCACAGCGGCGUACACACACACCUGCCUCGACACGCUCUCCAGUGCCAAAUGAGAGGGAGGAGAGCGAUGAAAUGGAAAGUGUGUGCAGAGAACUGAAAGGAUGUUUACUCCUCCCAGGAAAAAAACAACAUUCCUGCCAUUUUUUCCCAUUUUCAAACACAGUCUCCUAUGGAGAUUAGUCAAAUGUGGAGAUUUGAACUUGUGUAUGACUCGGAGGGACAGACUGACUCUUCUGUGAGACUCAUUGUGACACAUUUAAGCACUAACUGAUGAGAAAGAGGGAAUGAUCUUUGAAAAAACAUGAUGCCUGUGAUGUUUUAAUGCUUGUUCACUUACACAAGUGUCCCAGAAGAGUAGUAAAAGUAAUACACUAAUGCGUUUUGCUAACGUUGGUCUUCCUAAUGGUGCUGCUAACAUAGACACAAAGAGAAAAAUCCAGUCUGGUUCUUUUUCUGUCCGCUGUCUAACUGCGAAACACUAGAAGAGAUAAGACAAUUUUAUGUUUUAGCAUCAUGCUCUCUUUUUAUGCUGCUGGAUAUGAUCCAAAUGACUUGAACUCUUCUUGCACAGAGGGUUUUGUGCGCUUUUGUUCUGUAUUUUACAGGAUAUUAAAAGAGAAUGAUGAACUCUUGACUGCUCGGCGUCUGAGUAAUGAAAGAAAAGCGCAGUGCGUUUCCAAAAUCAACAGCCACCGCCGGAGACGGCGCACCAGGAGUGGGCUGAAUCUGUCAAGGUGGCACUCAGCCCGUCUGUGUGUUUUCAGGUUGCUUGGCAGGGCAUGAAAAAUGUUUUUCUUUAUCUGUACAAGUUCACAGGAAAGUCUUAGGUGUGUAAUUACCAGGGUGAGGAAUGUGCAGUAGUUAGCUUCUCAUCUGUUUAACAGGAGUGUUUUUGUUUCAGAAUAGACUCUCUACAUAUCCUUUAAUUGCUGUUUGUAUGCUGGUACCUUCAUCUGUAGAUAGAUCGCUUUCAUACACAUAAUUACUGUUUAAAUGGUGGGUAUAGAAAAAAAGCAAGAGGGAAAUAGUUUAUAAUAGUUAGAAAUAGAGGAAUUUAUAGUCAUAUGACUCCAGACCACAUGUGCUCAUGAUUAACAUCCUUCCUGCAUUCAGCAAGUAAAGUCACACACUCGGGCUAGAAUCAGACUUUUUGUAAAUUAUUUUCUUUUAUAUACGAUUCCAUAUGUCCUGAAGACACCGAAGAGAAAUGUCUAGUGGCUUGGG
Pangasianodon hypophthalmus (striped catfish) is the source of this 5960-nucleotide messenger RNA. RefSeq names its product leucine-rich repeat-containing protein 49. Gene Ontology annotation, molecular function: protein binding. The record is from RefSeq and is a predicted model, not a curated record. The transcript has 18 exons. NCBI's taxonomy places the organism in Eukaryota, Metazoa, Chordata, Actinopteri, Siluriformes, Pangasiidae. Bases 2405 to 4789 code for a protein of 794 amino acids.